Molecule: messenger RNA, 891 nt
Organism: Nothobranchius furzeri (turquoise killifish)
Lineage: Eukaryota; Metazoa; Chordata; Actinopteri; Cyprinodontiformes; Nothobranchiidae
Gene: otos
Product: otospiralin
Biological process (GO): sensory perception of sound
Source: RefSeq, a predicted model, not a curated record
GUGUGUGUGUGAGAGGUUUGUGUGUGUGUGUGUGAGGUCUGUGUGUGUCUGCAGCUCCCAGAGGUUUCUUACCUCUUCCUCCACUGAGCCCUACACACCACACCAAACCAGUGGACGAGCUGCAGUGUGUUUUUUCCCAGUUUCAUAAAGCAACAACAGAGGUCAAGAUGAAGUUGGUGUGCCUCGGCGUUCUCCUUUGCCUCUUCUUCAGUCGUCUUGGAGAGGCCAGAGUCAUCCCAGAAGGAGUGCCCUCCGAUGAACCUCCAGCUGUUCCCUACUGGCCCUACUCCACCUCUGACUUCUGGAAUUACGUUGAAUACUUCAGGUCUAUCGGAGCCUACAACCACAUCAACGAGAUGGCUAGGGCCUUUUACGCCCACCAGCACCUCGGAAACACUCUGGGAUACGAGUCCAAUCAGGGGCAUGAACACUGAGCUGGGAGGCGGCCGGCAUGGACACGACUUCAAUGAAACGCAGAGUGGCAUUUAUUUUUGAGCUGCUUUUGUCUGUGGCUGUUUAGGGAAAUGUUUGCAUAGAUCUGCUGUAGGAUUUUAGAAUAUAUUAAAAUAAUAUGCAAGAAAUAAACUAGUUUACUGCCUUAAUGCGUAAGAAACCCAUCCAUCUAUUUUCCACAUCCACUUUACUUGUUCUGAGAUAUCAUAGGAGCAGGAUUUUCUCAAAGAAAUCUCUUUAAUAAAUGUGAUAGCAUUUUUUCUGAUGAUUAAAUAAGUCUCUUUUUUAUGUGUUUAUUUAGUUCUCUUUGAUAGAAUGCUUGCAAUGUUUUCAAUCUGUAAAAUUUAGACUAACCUCAGUUCAGGUUGUAAAAAAUGUGGGAUCCACAGAACAGGGAAAUAGAAAAAUUUAUAUAAUAAAUAAAGCUUUUCUGCAUAA